Molecule: messenger RNA, 24053 nt
Organism: Coregonus sp. 'balchen'
Lineage: Eukaryota; Metazoa; Chordata; Actinopteri; Salmoniformes; Salmonidae
Source: the annotation of a GenBank genome assembly
AGAUGGGAUUUUGGUGUGAAGACAUCAGUGGAUGCUGCAGCUCAUCAUUUCUUUGUCGAUGCAGAGGCAGGCAUAUGUUUCCCCAAAAUUAGCUUCUUGAGAGGGAGGUGCAAGAUGGAAUCUCGACCUUUUUUUAUUUUUUAGCUCCAGGCAGAAAUAUGAAACCUGGUUCAUUUCUGCCAAGUUUGUUCCCGAGCUCCAGGUUCUUAACAUUGCCCGUCUCCAUUUUGCUUUUUUAACUAAAACUCGUAUUGACCAUUUUCACAGGAAACUUGCCUAUUUGUGAAUUAUCCACAUAUAUUCUAACCCAUUGAAACAUUUUAGAUUUGUUUCUCAAAUACUCCACGAUUGUUUUAUCAUACGAAUAUGACAGGAUUAUAUCGGAGAGUAAAAUUACUCUGAACAAAUUAUUUUCUAUGUUUUAAGAAGAGAACAAAGUACUGCAAGCUUUGGUAUGGUAGAUUCGCCUUCACCGCCCAUCCAAUAUUUGUCAGGAGGCAGGCGGUCUGUAAUGUUUGGAAACUGAGGUCAACAGGUUUCUCCCGCGCAGCAUUGACCGUAUUUUUUGUCAGUUAUGUAUCUCUGCCUAGAGAAGUAAUUUCAAGACAUUGGGGAUGUGAGACAGCAUUGACUUAGUUCCAUUGAGCUUUUGAAGAAUUUUCGUUUUUUGGGGGAAAAGAUGGCGAGGUUUGGGGGAAAAAUGUCUCUUGCCCUACUUUUCCUUGGAUUUUUUAUGUUCACUUUAGCAUCUGUAAAUGCUGAACCAGAGCAAGAAGUAGAAGAAGAACGAGAGGAAAGUACAUGUCAGGGGGCUUUCGACUUGUAUUUUGUGCUAGACAAGUAAGUAACUGUCUAAAUGGCAUAUUUAUUAUUAUACUGCUAAAAAAAUCCAGGGAGCCGUUAUAUUGAGAUGCCAAGCCUCCCUCGUUACACACAUCUGUUAAUAGAGUACACUGGCCAAGUAAAAGAAAAAGUUAAAAGAAAAAACGUUGUAUUUGUUAUUCAAACUUUGCAAACUGUUAAUGCACGUACAGAGAGUUUAUAAUGCAAAUCCGCUAUUCCAGCUGUUACAUCUGUUUCUGUAAAGUCAGACCGGUAGCUUUUUUUUCCACAGGCCAGGGAUAAAGACUUAUCCCAGAAUCUAUAGGGUUCUCACAAAUUAACUUGAUUUAAUUCAUUUUUCACCUUAUUCAGUCAUUACUAAACAGACAAUAGUGGACAGUGACACAUGUUUUGUUGUUUUGGCUCUGUACUCCAGCACUUUGGAUUUGAAAUGAUACAAUGACUAUGGGGUUAAAGUGCAGACUGUCAGCUUUCAUUUGAGUGUAUUUUCAUCCAUAUCGGGUGAAAUUACAGCACUUUUUGUACAUAGUUAUCCCAUUUUAGGGGACCAAUAGUAUUUGGAGAAAUGCAGUUAUAUGUGUAUUACAGUAGUAAAAAGUUAAGUGUUUGGUUCCAUAUUCAUAGUACGCAAUGACUACAUCAAGCUUGUGACUCUACACAUUUGUUGGAUGCAUUUGCUGUUUGUUUUGGUUGUGUUUCAGAUUAUUUUGUGCCCAAUAGAAAUUAAUUAUAAAUAAUGUAUUGUGUCAUUUUGGAGUCAGCAUGUCUUGGUGGUAUGAUAUUUGUGGGUCUGUAACUUUCUCACUCAUCAUUAUUCACAUUUCAUUCAGGACUAACCAUAAUCAUGGUAGCAUCCACAUUAAUGUAGAAGUGUUUAGAAACACAUUAUAUUCUUAUUUACAAUAAAAGUAACUCCUCUGGACAAAUGGGGGAAGCAUGUCUGACACCAUGCCCACUGGUAUCUUUGCAAGGUCCACUAUUUCCUUUCUCACUUUAAAGACGGGGGAAUAAGACACAGUCUGUACAUGACUAUAACCAUCAUUCAGAAGUGUACUUUACAUAAACUGCGUUUACACAGGCAGCCCAAUUCUGAUCUUUCUUCAGUAAUUGGUCUUUUGUCCAAUCAGAUCAGCUCUUUUGCCAAAAAUUGGGGAAAAUAUCAGAAUUGGGCUGCCUGUGUAAACACAGCCAUGGAGUGACCAGUUCAUGCAUUUCCUCCUUUCCGCCCACAUAGGAAAAAUCUUUGUGGUUCCAACAUCUUACUCUAGACCAGCAGCAGGACUGUCUCACUGUCUCACUGUCUCGGGAGAGAAAAGUAGACUUUCUGUCCUGCUAUAGCCUAUCCCCCUUACGUAAUACAUCUGAUCUGAUUUUGACAUAUUUUAGAUAAGAUCUGUAAACACAACUCGUAGAAGAUGUAUGAUUAAUUGUUGAUAUAUUUCUACAGCACAUUCGUAAAGUAUUCAGACCCCUUGACUUUUUCCACAUUUUGUUAUGUUACAGCCUUAUUCUAAAAUUGAUUAAAUAGUUUUUUCCCCUCAUUAAUCUACACACAAUACCCCAUAAUGACAAAGCAAAAGCAGGUUUUUAGAAAUGUUAAAAACUGAAAUAUCACAUUUACAUAAGUAUUCAGACCUUUUACCCAGUACUUUGUUGAAGCACCUUUGGCAGCAAUUACAGCCUCAAGUCUUCUUGGGUAUGACGCUACAAGCUUGGCACACCUGUAUUUGGGCAGUUUCUCCCAUUCUUCUCUGCAGAUUCUCUCAAGAUCUGUCAGGUUGGAUGGGGAGCGUUGCUGCUCAGCUAUUUUUAGGUCUCUCCAGAGAUGUUAUAUCGGGUUCAAAUCCGGGAUCUGGCUGGGCCUCUCAAGGACAUUCAGAGACUUGUCCCGAAGCCACUCCUGCAUUGUCUUUGCUGUGUGCUUAGGGUCGUUAUCCUGUUGGAAGGUGAACCUUCACCCCAGUCUGAGGUCCUGAGCGCUCUGGAGCAGGUUUUCAUCAUGGAUCUCUCUGUACUUUGCUCCGUUCAUCUUUCCCUCGAUCCUGACUAAUCUCCCAGUCCCUGCCGCUGAAAAACAUCCCCACAGCAUGAUGCCGCCACCACCAUGCUUCACCGUAGGGAUGGUGCCAGGUUUCCACCAGACGUGACGCUUGGCAUUCAGGCCAAAGAAUUCAAUCUUGGUUUCAUCAGAUCAGAGAAUCUUGUUUCUCAUGGUCAUUAGGUGCCUUUUGGCAAACUACAAGCGGGCUGUCAUGUAAAUUUUAUUGAGGAGUGGCUUCCGUCUGGCCACUCUACCAUAAAGGCCUGAUUGGUGGAGUGCUGCAGAGAUGGUUGUCCUUCUGGAAGUUUCUCCCAUCUCCACAGAGGAACUCUAGAGCUCUGUCAGAGUAACCAUCGGGUUCUUGUUUCCAAACUUCUUCCAUUAAAGAAUGACGGAGGCCACUGUGUUCUUGGGGACCUUCAAUGCUGCAGAAAUUAUUUGGUACCCUUCCCCAGAUCUGUGCCUCGACACAAUCCUGUCUCGGAGCUCUACAGACAAUUCCUUCGACGUCAUGGCUUGGUUUUUGCUCUGACAUGCACUGUCAACUGUGGGACCUUAUGUAGACAGGUGUGUGCCUUUCCAAAUCAUGUCCAAUCGAUUGAAUUUACCACAGGUGGACUCUAAUCAAGUUGUAGAAACAUCUCAAGGAUGAUCAAUAGAAACAGGAUGCACCUGAGCUCAAUUUUGAGUCUCAUAGCAAAGGGUCUGAAUACUUAUGUAAAUAAGUUAUUUCUGCUUUUUAUGUUGAAUAAAUUUGCCAACAUUUCUAAAAACCUGUUUUCGCUUUGUUAUUAUGGGGUAUUGUGUGUAGAUUGCUGUGGAUUAUUAUAUUUUUUUAACGUAACAAAAUGUUGAAAAGUCAAGUGGUCUGAAUACUUUCCGAAUGCACUGUAUGUCUACAAACUUGUGUGGCCCUGGAUGAUGAUGAGGAUGUUGGCGCUACUAAGCGAGGUUCCUGACUUCAAACAACCGGAUGCUCGUUUGUGACUUCCCUUCAUCCCUCAGGCCUGAGCUGUUUAUGAGAUGCACAGGCUAGUGUUUUCACGACACCCGUAUCGCAAUACUAGGACGUAAGGAAGCAAAGGAAACAAAACAUGAAGCAGACUAAAUUUCUUGAGGAAAGAAGUCCUAAUGUUGGAACAAACUGCCUUAUGUUGUCACCCAGAGUCACAUUUGUUUAUUUUGCAAGCUACAGCACACACUAAAUGACCAUAGAGUUGAGUCUGCUUCAUGUUUUCUUUUUUGCCAAGAAAAUUCUGGUGUCAUAGUAUCGCGAUACUGGUAUCGUUACAACACUAGCACAGACCAUAUACUGGUUGAGAUGUAGGUUAAGGACAUAGCCUUUUGUACUUUAGCUUGGCCAUUGGGUUCCUGACCAGACCUGAACAGGAAAAACUCUGGGCCUUAGUUACAUCCCAUAGGACCAGGAGUUUUUCCUCCAGGUCUGGCUCUUGUCACACUGCAUAGGGCUACAACUAGGCUACAACACCUUGGUCUCGAGUUUCUUUGAAUAUGAGUCCUGUAGGUUACACGACUAGUUUAUGGAAAAAUCUCCCUCAGCCAAGGGGUCACCCAGUAAAGGAAAACGGACCAUGUGGAUAUCAUGAAUCAUUACUGUUAAGGUCCAAAUUGGUAGUGGAUCAAAGAGAACCAAGCUAAAGUUAUCCCUAUGUUGUGGUGUUCUAUAGGCCUACUGAGGUAUGACCAUAUAAUUAGUAAUUGAAUAAGAUCUCUAUGGGUAUGGCAUUGAGCUGAAUCAGACUGGUAGGCCCUAUCCUGCUGUUUUAUAAGGAACACAACAAAAUUGAUUGUUUUAGGGCAUGUUUCUAUCACUGCAGACCAGUACUGACGCCAAAUGUUCUGCAUAAUAAAAAUCCUAAAAACGCACUCCCUACCACUGUAGCUAAUGCUAAUCAGAUGCUAAAGUUUUACUUUUGGUCUGCUGACAUCACUUCCUUGCCCUUACUUCCUUAUCUGUAACCACGUUUCCAUCCACAGUUUUUAUGCGAGUAAAGUCAUACUGUAUAAAAAAAAUCAGAUCAGCUGUGAUGGAAACAGGAAGUUUCGGUACAAUUUUAUAAAUGCCAACAGAUCAUUUGUUCGUUCGACAUGGUGGCAUCUUUUUGUGUUGUUAAAAUGAAUUAUGCGAGAAAUGGCGGUGGAAACGCAUUUAUGUGCAAAUAUUGAUAAAAUAACCAUCAUAUCGAAGUAAACUUGGAGUCACGCAAUGACAUGUUAUGUGGUCCUCACACUACGACUCGGGAAACCAUGCGGUUUAUUAGGCUACAGAUUAAAUAAGUUAUGAUGAACUUCACAGGGUAGUGAAAGUGCAAGGUGAUGAGCUUGAUGCUCCUUUCCAAUAAAUAUUGAGGGUCUUAUUCUGGGGACAUGAUGAAAGAUGCUUGACUGACGUUUGACAAAUACAAAUAUUCUCGCUCUUAUCCAUAAUAAUCUCAUCAUGUAGACUAGCCUACCCACAUUGUAUCUGCCAGCUGUUGGCAAGAGCCAAGAGCCAAGACCAGACUAGGCACAUUUGCUAUUUAACGCAACAGUUUUUGUGACAUAAUUAUCGGUAGAGUUAAAAAAGUGAUGAAAACACAUUGAACAUUCGAUUUUUAUUCAGUACAUGAAAACUUAAGCGAAAAGGUACAUUUCAUGUGCACUACGUCAUCACGCACAGAUUUCUAUCCGCUGGAAACACACCACUGGUGGAAAAUUUGCAUAUUUUCUUAAUGCAGAUUUUGGAAUAUUUGCAUGAAAAUCUGUCACCAUUUGGAUAGAAACCUAGCUACUGCCACCUGCAUUUACCACUUGUAGGAUGUAAAAACUCUGGCCCAUGAGACAUACACUGUUUAUAAGACACAAGAUCAUAAUGCUAGAAGCUCUGAUGCCCUAGCAGAUUCCCACAGUCAUACUGUAUGUCUUGUCCACCUUGACCUUUAUAUCAUUGUUUUCUGAUCAAGCUAUGGGACAAUAGGAAACAAUUAUGUUUGGCACUUGUGUUUUCCCAAUAGGAUGCAUGUAGCAGCCAUUUGUUCUUCUUUUUCAAGUCUUCAUCAUUCUUCACAAGAAUGUUAAUCAUUGCGAAAUGUUGUUCUUUUCACAGGCCAACAUUGAAGUUGGGCGUUAAGUCAUGAUCAUUUUAAUGAUAAAGUCCAAGCCAACCAGACUACAGCUGGAGUCUAGAAAUAAUGUAAACAUGUCAAGACUUUCUCACUGUGGAAUGUGCUUUUUUCUCUCUCCAGGACCAUGGUGCUGCUUUGGCCUCCAUAACGCGCCAGAAGUAGCCUUUGGCACGUGUGUUUUGCAGGAAUAAAUGCCUUGUUAAAGGUGCACUAUGAAGAAAUCGCUCUGCCAUUUCCUGGUUGCAAAAAUUCUAAUAGUUCACCUAAUUUCAGUUUGUGACAAAACAAGCAAGUAUAGUAUAGAGCAGGGUUCCUCAACUGGCGUCCCACGGGCCAAAAUUUGUUUUAAUUUAAUUUUCAUUUUAUUGUUGGACAUAAAAGACUAAAAACGCCAGCAAAUCAGCUCCAAGUGAUUUUUAUUUUGGAAAUCUGUUCCAAGGUAUUCCCAGUGAUCGUAUACAAGUGAUCAUAUACAAAUGUAAGCAAGGUUUGAAAUUAUUCUGUUUUAGUUAAAUAUUAUAUCAGUUUGGUCAAUUUGCAGUUUACAAAUUAUUUGUAAUUAUGUUCCGGACCCCUGACCAUCCGCUCAAGUAAAAAUUGGCUUGUGGCUGAAUCUAGUUGAUGAUCCCUGGUGUAGAGAAUCAUUAUACCAUCUAAACCGCUGUGAAAUAUAUUUUCCAUAACCAAAAAUAUUGUAUUUUCAGCUGUUUGAAGCUGGUGUACAACGGCGAAAGUAAAAGACGCAAAAACAAAACUUAAGAAUGGGAAGCAUAGAAAUAGUGCACAUAGAACAGAUUUUUACAUUUAUGUCAUUUUAGCAGACGCUCUUAUCCAGAGCGACUUACAGUUAGUGAGUGCAUACAUGAUUUAUUUAUUUCUUAUUUUUCAUACUGGCCCCCCGUGGGAAACGAACCCACAACCCUGGCGUUGCAAACACCAUGCUCUACCAACUGAGCUACAUCCCCUGCCGGCCAUUCCCUCCCCUACCCUGGACAACGCUGGGCCAAUUGUGCGCCGCCCCAUGGUUCUCCCGGUCGCGGCCCGGCUACGACAGAGCCUGGAUUCGAACCAGGAUCUCUAGUGGCGCAGCUAGCACUGCAAUGAAGUGCCUUAGACCACUGUGCCACUCGGUGGCUUCUUAGACUUGCUUUCAACAAGAACAGCAGAUCUCAUCAUUUCUAUGUCAAUUUGGUCGGGUCACCCCAAAAGUUACAUAUUGCAGCUUUAAAUGUUAUCACACCGUCUAGAAUCACCAGUGCUUUGAGGGACCCGAGCGAGACAGACAUUUUAAAGGGGCAGUCAGUUAUUUAGAGAAAAUAAUAUCGCACCCAGAGAAAAAGAGGGUGAAAAGAAGAAAGAGAGAAAAACAUCCAAGAGAAAAAGUGAGUGAGAGUAAAGAAAGAUUGCAGUUGGAAGCCUAGACACAGCAAGUAGGCCUCAAGCUAAAAGUAGGUUAUUGGUCUCUCUAUACAAAUCCCUUUGCAUAGUCAGUUAAAUUGGAGUAAGAUCAUUGGUCGCAGACUGGGGUGGUUCUUAACAUGCAGCAGGCCCAACUGGAAUGGGACACUACAGCUUCAUGGUGUUGGAUUUUCCUCUCAACACUUAGAAGCGUGAGAGCAGAGCCUUUUACUGAACACCUGGUCUGACAGAGCUUUUUCCCACGUUUUCUGACAUCCCUGGCCUAGACGGACUGAACACUCUCUCUGUCUGUUUCUCUCACUCCCUUUGUCUCUCUCUCUCCCUCACUCACUUCAUUUUGCUCGUUGUAGUGGUGAGUUUUCACACAGUCAGCAGAAAGAAAGGCUUGAUUAAAAAAAAUAUAUAAAUUACUCUGGGCUUUCAUGUGUUUAAAGUAAUGAAUUCUCUCCCUCUGACAUCUAGCACAGUCCUGACAUGAUAUGCUUAGCGUUGCUGGAUGAUAAUGGUGCAUGUUGCCUCCAUGAGUGUCCUAAGGUGUUUGGAAACAGUACACCAUCUGAUCAAACGCUGUAGUAAACUAGAUAGCUGUUGCUUAUGGCCUUGAGACCAUAGCCUGUCAUUCAUCUUAUGUCAUUUGUCUGUUAUUCCCCAGGACAGUUUUCAGUGGGUUGGUUAGAGCUCUGACCUCACCGGUCCCUCCAGUUCCAUUUUGCUGAUCUAUUUUGGCAUCUGUGUGGGCUGAAAGACAAAAAAAUGGACUUGUGGUUGGAGAUCCAUGGUGGAUCAUUUCUGCUUCCCCCAGCAGAUGAGACAUUAAAGAGCCAACACGUGGUUUUAAUUAUCCCAGUCAUCCGAAUGUUACCCCGAUCACUCUCUCUCUCUUUCUCUUGGCUAUGGGGUUCCAUCAGUUCCGUGAGUUUCAAAAUGAGUUUCAUAUGGCCCAACAUGCCGUUCAUCAUGUACGUAUAGUCAGAGGAUAUAUCAAUUGUAUAACACUUACACUCUUUUUGAUAUGAUAUAAUCUCAAACUCCUGUCGUCAAGAACUCAAUCAUUUUAGUCAACAAAGCUGUUGAAGCUUGCAAUAGCAACUUCCAAAACCUUUGAACUGUAAUGGUUUGACUCAGUCUAUUAAAAUUGUAUCAAAGAAAAAGUACCACAAAUUUGUCCUCAAGGAUCUCACAGGACAAUAGCCCACUUCCUUUCCUAAUGCUGUUUAUACAGGUGAGAAAACUGCAAGCUAGGCCCCAGUCCCACGACUGCCUGGUACCUCAGGAAACAGUCUUGUCCAACACAAAUAAUAUCCAUUGUGAUGCAAAAAAAUCUCCAAGGCGGGAGUCCUUAGCUUCACCCGUCUUAGAAAAACACUGAAACACUAUCCCUAUAUGGCUGUACUGUACAUGAAAGAAGCCAUUUUGAGGUGCAGUAUUUUCCCCCUAGUAAUGAAACAAACUGCAUGCCUGACAGAUUGGCUCUUCCCUCAGGUCAGGGCAGUCCGACUGUGUGUGUUCAAGCCGUGUCAGAUGAACACUGUUUAUUCAGCACAUUUGUUGAACAUCCAAGUGUGACGCUAGCUGGCCUCCCCCACAAGUUUUAUUUGGGUAAGGUUUGUUUAGUUUGAAAAGUACUGUCCUCACAGGGUGCUUUGACUCAGACGACUGCAAUGCUUAUAAAGCUUAUAAAGAAUAUACUCAACUCAAUCUGCACAGUAUGUCAUGCCUGUUCAUCCUACACAACAACAACAAAAAUAUACACCAGAAAACCAGUACUGAGACUAAACUGGGAAAACAAGUUAAUGUUAAGUCUGGUGCCCAGAUUACAACUAUUACAUCACACAUCCAUGUGAGGCUUCGUCAGCACCAUUAUCCUAUUUCAGGGUACUGCUUCAUCCAUCCGCUAACAGUGAUUGGUUCAUGUGUCAUAUUCUUCAGUAACGAGUCACUGCCAAAACCCCCAGCCAGGUCCCCUCCUUCCCUAACUAAGAGGAAAUUAAGCUCUUCUCUGUGGAGAGCAUUCAGCUUUCAUAGGGACUAUUACUGCUACGGUCCCUUAUGGAAACUUAGAGACCCAGGCUAGCUAGCUGGGCAGGUUGCUAAGUUACAGACUUGGUCCUCAGAUGUGUCCUAACCCUCUUUCCUCCUUUUAAAUGGGGUUUGUUUGUGUCAAUGGAUUUUCUUCUGCUAAUGUUCAAAUGGCUUGUGUUUUCCAUGACAUAUUGUUUGGCCAAUCAGCUUACUAAUAACAUCUCUGUGAUGAUUUUGUGUUGACUUUAUAUGUUGCAAUAGUACAAACAGUUUCUGUACUAGGAGGCAUUGGAUAAACAUUUAGGAAAUGUGUCAGGUGUAGUUUUAAACAACAUUAGGUAGUAGGAUAUAAGUAUUCCUCUGUUUUCUUUCUUUCUUAGAUCUGGCAGUGUCAAAAACCACUGGAUAGAAAUAUACUCCUUUGUGGAGCAUCUAGCUGAAAAGUUUAUCAGGUAAGAGAACAUCACAAAGAUAUUUUGUUGUCAAUCAGGGCCUUGAGAGACAGCAUGGCUAGCUCGUGCACAGAGGUGAGGUGAAUCGGGGUUGUCCAAUUGGCUGAGGCCACUAGCUGGAGGUGAUAGCAAUCUCUCAUGUGAGGGGAAGAAAGGGUGAGGAUGGGUGAGAGCUAGACUCUGCGGCGCCAGCCGGACAAAUAAACAAACACAUGCUGGAAAAUAGUCCUACAUCGCCCUCGGCAUGGGAAUUCAGUAACAAUCAUGUAUUUACUAAUAGGAAAAGUAUCUUCAUUGCUGCUUGGCUUGUAAUGGCAGGAUCCAUCCAGAGAGCUUUAAGAGAAACAGUACUCGACAACACAUAACUUUCCCCCAGCAAAAACAUUAUUUCCCCAAUGGAGUAAAGACUGGCCAUGUGCUCCUUCACUUACCAACCCACCGCGGUAAUGGCAUGUGUCAUGAACAUAACGGCAGCUCGAGAGCUUCAAGCUGGGAGACAAAGACAUACAUGACCAGAGUGCACAGCAAUGUCAGCUAGCUAGCUAUUCCCUUUACAUCAUUAGCUAGAAAGCUACCUCAGUUUGGGUGGUAUUGUUUUUCCCCGAUUACAAUGGUCUCAAAAACAACAUAUGAAUCCAUCAAAUUGGGUCCAGAGUCCUUGUGAACAUGGCCCAUAAACAAACAAUAGGAUGGAACUAACCACAUGAGAGAAUUCACUGAUUUAUGCUUGAAUUCAUGGACAUGUUUCCGUGUAAAGUUUUUCUAAUGCUAGGGACAUUUUGACGCCAAAACACGUCCUUGCAUGUCACUAUAAAUUCGUGAAAUAAAUUAUUUGGAGAGUGUGUCCAGUGGGUGGUCCCUAUUUUAGUUUGUUUGUUUAUGGAUUGAGUUCAAACAUAGUAUGGCCUCUUUGAGGCUUGACAAAAUGCAUUUUUCUAAUGGUUCAGGACCACCAUGGUAUCUAACCGUUGUUUGUGUGCUGUGUUGUUUUACAGCCCCAUGUUGAGAAUGUCCUUUAUUGUCUUCUCAUCCAGAGGAACCACUCUCAUGAAACUGACAGAAAACAGGUAAACUAAAAUAUUGGUUCCGUCCCAAAUGCUACCUUAUUCCCUUUAUAGGGUGCCAUUUGGGACACAGCCAUUGUCUUGUAUGAGGACUUUGAAAUAGAAAGUGAUGAUUACUAUUUUACUCAGUAAUGACAUUUAGACAUCAGACAAGGACAUUUUUUUAUAACGUGAUUUGUGUUGUUUGUCAGGGUGGAGAUAAGAAAAGGAUUGAAUGUGUUGAGGAAAGAGAUACCUGGGGGAGACACCUUUAUGCACCUGGGCUUGGAAAGGGUACAUAUCUGCUUCUGACAUGGUUCUUACUUUAUCACACGUUAUUUGCCUGUUUAACAUAUUUUUAAAAAAAACAUAAGAAGAAGAAUAACAUUGUUUUCUCUUUUCAGGCAAAUGAACAGAUACACCAUGAAAACUUUGGUAAGCAUCCAAUGGCAUCUGUCACUAGAGUUAGACGUAUCAAAAAUCACUUGAUUUUCGGUACUUGCCAAUGUUGAAGUCAUACAAUUGAUUGACCUCUCCGUUACAGGGACAGCAAGUGUUAUCAUCGCCUUGACUGAUGGGGAGUUGAAUGAACACCAACUCGUCACCGCACAACAGGAGGUCGGCAAAUUGGAUUUAUAUAACAUUCACCUUCCUGUUGAUGUAAAGGGAAGACAAUGUAAUAACAUGUUCUCUGGUGCUGAUUCUUGGUUUUCUCCCACAAACAGGCAGAGAGAAGCCGGUCUCUAGGCGCUAUGGUGUACUGUGUCGGAGUAAAGGACUUUAACGAGACACAGGCAAGGGUUUAGUUUGCAGUAAAACAUGCAUUCCUGCUCCCCUGUCAAAACACAUUUAGGAACCUGUUGUUAACAGAAAAUGGCAUACUGUAAUUACAGGCAGUAAUACUACUCACUCAAUAUUAUUUCACUACAAUGAUUACAAUAUAUGCUAUUUAUAUUUAGUAGCCCAUUUGUAGACUAUGUAUCACAUAAUUCCAUCUACCUACACAUCUUGAACCCGAGCUUGCUUGUGAGGUUUAUAGGGCUACUUAAACGCCAGGCUGAGCAGUAAUGACAGAGAAAUUGGGCGAUUUGACUCGCAUGCAAACGAUUACCAUAUUAGCUAAGAAGGAAGCUUCAGAGUCAUGCAAUGUUUUAACUGGAUUUGAAACCUGAUCGACCCUAUGCAUCGGUCUACCACCCAGAUUGACUUUCACUAAAUGUCUGGCUAUAACAUACUGUACUUUUACCUCCAUCAAGGUUGUUUAGGCCUCUGUCCAAUGUCGAUUGUACAUCAGGAUUGUACCUGAUUGUACUUAGUGUCCCUAUCAUUGUACUGUUCUUUUCCCCCUAACCUGGUCAUGUAUGUAGCGAGAGAUGAAGGCAUAGAGAUACAAUAUAAUUCAAUGGUUAUUUUAUCUCAAAUCAAGUGUACACUGAACUCUUCACUGAAGUGAAUGGGUCAUGAUGUACGUAAUAUGUGUCUGUCUCUGGUUACUGAGACAGGAGUCAGGAGGAAGCACUGUGUCUGUGUAAAUAAACCUGCUGUCUCCUUCCCCCUAUAGCUGGCCACCAUAGCAGACACCAUCGAGCAUGUGUUUCCUGUGAUGGGCGGAUUCGUAGCCCUGCGAGGAGUGAUCGACUCGGUAAAUACACCCUGGGCAGGAAGGAGAGACUUAGACCUGUUUCACAAAACGUACCUUCAGAGAAAGUUAAAAAGUCAAAAUAGACAGAGAUGUUGUAAAUGAGGAACCUGUCUCUUAUUUCAAUACACCUUUAGCCUAUUUAACCUAGUCAACUCAAUCAUCUUCUCCUUCUUCAGAUCAUCAAGAAGUCCUGUAUUGAGAUCCUAGCUGCAGAGCCCUCCAGUGUUUGCGCAGGAGGUGGGGUCCCUAAAAGAUCAAAGCAGAUCAACGCUAGUUCCCUGUCAUUGGCUAAGUGCUGUUUUCAUUUCAUUAAGGGGCCAGGCUGGUGCCGGUGCCCUUCCCUCUGACUGGGGCUCAGCUGGCUCGUAUUCGUUACGGCACACUAGUAAAACGUAGAAAAACAUUUUGAAAUGGAAAACAGCAGGUAGCCUAGCGGUUAAGAGCAUUGUGCCAGUAACCGAAAGGUCACUGGUUUGAAUCCCUGAGCCGACUAGGUGAAAAAUCUGCCAAUGUGCUCUUGAGCAAGGCACUUAACCCUUGCUUCUGUAAGUCGCUCUGGAUAAGAGCGUCUGCUAAAAUGUAAAACAUGUUUCUUAUUGGAAAAAUUCAAGUAGUCCCGCUCUGUUUCAGUCUGGGGGGUUUUCUCCAUUUGGUGCCUAAUGAGUAGGACCAUGAUCACUCGAAUGAAUCCCCAUUGGGGUUAAUGGAGUGUAGUGUAUUGGGGAUCUUGUUAUGAGAGGGUCUCUGAAUGGAAUGUCCAUGUUUAGUUUAUGCUGGCCUGCCAAAUGGAAGUCAAUUUGAUAAAUGACUUGUUUCCUAAUCGAGAGAGACAAGUCCCAUAAGACCUUUGUUUCCUGAGCAUGAUGUUUUCUGUUUUUUAUUUAACCUAUGUUGACAAGCCAGUCUAGCUACUCUUGUAUAACAUAAUUGUGCAAGGUCUGAUAGCUUAUGAUUGGUUACAUUACAUUUAUGUACUAUUUUUCUAAACUCAAGGUGUUGUGUCUUAUUUCCAGAGAGCUUCCAGGUGGUGGUGAGAGGGAACGGUUUCCUUCACGCCAGGAAUAUAGAGCAGGUGUUGUGCAGCUUUAGACUCAAUGACACCCUCACCAUUAGUGAGUACCUACUUACAUUUACACUUCAUUUACUGUAGGCUUAACCAGGUGUUUCAUACCAAUGUGUGUAAUGUGUAUUUCUAGCUGUAACAUGCAUGAAGAACUACAGUUGAUUGAAGAAACGAAACGUAUUUAAGUAAACGGAGUGUUUGGCUCUCUCCAUAGAUAAGAAGCCUGUGGCUAUCGAAGAUACGUUCCUGCUGUGUACAGCUCCGGUAAUAGACGAAGUUGGGCAGUGAGUAUCUUUUUUUAAUUGGGGAGGAGGGCUCAUAGUAAUGGCUGGAUGGAAAUAAUGGAAUGGGAUCAAACACUUGGUUUCCAUGUGUUUGAUACCAUUCCAUUUACUCCUCCCCUCAGCAGCGUCCUGUGUACCCCAUAAUCCAACAACAGACGCAUCCAUCAUUAGGUUGCUUCAUUUCUAAUGUAGACCGCAGAAUCUCCAAAAUCAACAAACCACUUCAGAACCCCAUUUUUUAAGAACUUAUUUCAUCAGGUCAUAAAUUGAGGAAUUAGACAGCAAUGGUAAACGACUUAGACUCUGAGGGCUCUUUUGACCUUGGAUGAGACAGUUAAGGGAGACAGAAAACAAAAGUACAUUACGUACUUUCCAGCCCACAAACUCUCUCCCACCCAAAAUGUGUGUUCCCCCAAACUCAAAACCCUGUAACUCUCCUCCUCCCUCCUGCCCUCACCCCAUUCCCCUAAUCUGUCCCCUGCUUGCUUUCCUCUCUCUACCGCCAGCAUUCUCCUCUACCCUCACCCUGCCACAUUGAUCUCUCUCUCUCAAUUCAGUUUCAAUUUAAGGGGCUUUAUUUGCAUGGGAAACAUAUGUUUACAUUGCCAAAGCAAGUGAAAUAGAUAAUAAACAAAAGUGAAAUAAACAAUAGCAAAUGAACAGGAAACAUGAACAUUACACUCACAAAGGUUCCAUAAUAAUAAAGACUCUCUCUCUCUCUCGCUCGCUCUCUCUCUCAAUUCAAUUUCAAUUUCAAUUUUUCAAUUUAAGGGCUUUAUUGGCAUGGGAAACAUGUGUUAACAUUGCCAAAGCAAGUGAAGUAGAUAGUAAACAAAAGUGAAAUAAACAAUAAAUAUUAACAGUAAACAUUACACUCAGAAGUUUCAAAAGAAUAAAGACAUUUCAAAUGUCAUAUUAUGUAUAUAUACAGUGUUGUAACAAUGUGCAAAUAGUUAAAGUACAAAUGGGAAAAUAAAUAAACAUAAACAUCUCUCUCUCUCUGUCUCUCUCGCUCUCUCUCUCUCUCUCUCUCUCGCUCUCUCUCUCGCUCUCUGUCUCUCUCGCUCUCUGUCUCUCUCUCUCUCUCUCUCUCUCUCUGUCUGUCUGUCUCUCUCUCUGUCGUCUCUCUCGAUCUCUCUCUCUCUCUCUGUCUGUCUCUCUGUCUCUCUCUCGAUCUCUCUCUCUCUCUCUCUCUCGAUCUCUCUCUCUCUCUUAGCUGAUCACCCGCAACCACUUACGCCCCUCUCCCUUUCUGGCUCCGUUCCCCCCAGGCGCCGCUCACUCGCCCUCACUAGCAGCUCUGAUCAAAGCAGCAGAACGUCUGCCUAGUGCCUACCCUGCCCUUUCAUCUGCUUGCUUUACAGAUGUCUGACACCACACAGCCACGACUGGCGCUUCCUGUCUUUCUCUCUGUCUGGUAUUUUAUCCCUGAACAUCCAGUGGCCAGUUUCUCUAGUUAACUCCCUCCUCCCCCUUCGCUCCCAUUGUUUUUCCCAAGUCUUUUCAUUUGUAGAGUCAUCUCAUCUAGCAGUUAGCAUCCCAUGGUCAAAUUGAUCAUGCUCCCCUCACACACAUAUCUCCACAAUGUGAACAUGGUCCAAGUCCAACUACCCAUAUUUUCCCCCUGAUUGUUACUUCUUUCAGGGAUAAGACUGUAGUCUACACAGUCGUUUGCUGGCACUGAGGUAUGCAUGCGCAUUAAUUUAACCAACAGACUCCAGCCCUCUCUCAGCCAAACCAAACAAGGCUUAUCAGUCCAAAUGACCUACUUCGCAUACCCUGUUGAUCGGUUCUACGUGCUUUGCACCGAUAGAAAAAUGCAGGGAAUUCCAAAUUAGGCUUUUUAUCACCAAGGUUUGAGAAGUUUUCCAGGCUACCUGAGGUCACAUGUGAAUAAUUGUUUUGCACCCAGAAGAGAAAGGUACUUGCAGUAGUUUUUGGAGAUAUGAAGAAAAAUAGAUGUGAAAUGGGCAUCAAUUGUUUUUGAUCGGGCAAGGUAAAAACCUGUCUUGGCUGACAAAGGGUUUAACCAACUUUAAUGCCAGUGCCCUACUUAGUCUCAGACAUGUAAUAACAUGUCUGCGCAAUAAUAGCUUUGUUUGUUGGGCGCAAAGCUCUCUUUGUGUGGCACCUUGGCACCGGACAACUGUGCCCUUUUUCCAUUCAGUGGUUUUGGCCAAGCAGCUCUUAACUAGCCUAAUGUGUGUGUUUUUGUGUUUCAGGGUUGUUUAUCUACAAGUGAGCAUGAAUGAAGGCCUGUCGUUCAUCACUAGCUCUGUGCACAUCACCACCACAGAGUGUGUAAGUAUGCUCUACCAUUCACCUUACAACCACUACUCAAAACUCACUAGGAAUUGUCUAAUGUUGGGAAACAAUGAUCCAAUUUCCAUAAUUUUGCAUUGAAUCCUUUAUUAGUUUCUUCUAUCUGAAUCUUUUUCUGUUUUUUAUUUCUACCUCCUUUUUCCUCCUCUUAAUCUCUUUCCGGGGCCAUCCUCUUCUCAAAAAACGUUCAGAGGGCUCUUGUUUUGCUUGAGUAAGUUUCCUCCUUUUUGUAUUUAGAGCCAAAGGAGCUUCAGCAAUGAUCCACUCAACAGCCCCCCGAAACCCCCACGUCAGAGUACAAUUUUAACCAGCGCCCCGCUCACCUCACAAAAUAAAUAAGGAAAAAACACCAUCACAUCUUAUCCACAAUUCUAUAGGCGCUAAUAGGAACUAUAUUGUCCAUUAUUUAGAUCGAGACCCCCUCCUCAACGUAUAAUAUUUUCCAUUUAGCGAACGCUUUUAUCCAAAGCGACUUUCAGUCAUGCAUGCAUACAUUUGUUGUAUGGGAGGUCCCAGCGGGAAUUGAGCCCACAACCCUUGGCGUUGCAAGCGCCAUGCUCUACCAACUCUCUCUUUAUAGUCUUCCUGGUCUGUGUAUUUGGAGGGGUGGCGGCGGGGGUCGUAACCCUGUCGUAUUUUAUCUUCCCUGGCAGUUUGAUGGCACCAUCCUUCUCAUCACACUCCUGGUUCUGUUCCUGUUGAUGGCCGUGCUGUUCAUGUGGUGGUUCUGGCCCCUCUGCUGCACUGUGGUUAGUGUAACCCUCCAUUAAAAGUUGGUUCAAUAUGAUGCCGAUUAUGGGCCACGUGUUAUAUUACAGGUGUAGGAUUUGUAUUUGAUCACCAUGUUGCAGGAGAACUUUCCUGCAAUGCAUGACAUUUAAAACAUGUAGUGUAUUUGUGGUUUGAAAAGGCUUCUGAAGUUUGUAAUUUCCACUUUGAAAUUUCAGACUUGAUUUUUACGGAAAAUGUAUCAACCCCUACAAAAAUGUCCAUUCAUUAUAAUCCACAUAAUAAUUCACAUUUUCUGUUACUGCAGGAUUAUUUUCCUGCUGUAGCAAACUGGCUAAAAUUAAGAUCCUACAUCUGUAUACUGUAUAGAGUAGACCCUAUAGCAGAGGAAUUGCCAUUGGAAUGACUUAUGUAAUUACCGUAAAAAAAAGUAAUCUGGUUCAAUGUAAUGUAACAUUAUGUUGUAAUUGUUUGUAAGGGGUUUUACUUACCAGAAUACAUUACUUUAAACUUUUGUAACAAUUUUCUUUAAGUUUUGCAGUUCAUUCAGGAAAUAAAUGAUACAUCUGUUUACCGGGAAAUGAUAAUGAACACAUGAUGUGUCCACUAGUCACUAGGCAGGUUUCCAUUGACCCAGGUUUUUUCAACAGGGGUGGUUUUUCUUUUGUUGAACAUUCUUUAUUUGGAAAAUAAAUGAUGAUUGCCGAAUAAUUUUGAAGGUGCGCGAGGCACGUGAUGUCAACACAUAUCUAUGAAGUUCCACUCCACAUCUAAAUGCCUACUGCCUGCUAAAUCUAUUUUUCAACUAUAAAAAUAAUGUUUCUUUGCAGGAUCCUUGUCCUGACUUUCAAGAAUGGCUUAAUUGUUUUGCCUUGCUUUUCUGGUUGGCUGGAUACAAGUUUCAACAUCCAAUUAUUUCAGGUCUACAGGAGUGCAAGUUUCACUAUGGCACGGACCAUGGCGAUACAUUCAGGCACAUGAGAAUUAUUAGAAUAUGGCAAAUAUUAGUCAGUUAUUGCAUUCUAUCCAUGCUGGCUUUCUCGGGAUACCUGAGACAUGAAACAGAUAGGCGGGAGGGCAUACAGGCUGUCGCCAAUUUAUUAACGCGUAAUUUGCCUAAAUGGGUAAUGGAAACACUUCAACCACUACAUUUUUAUUCAACACUAGUUUUUUUUUUUUUUGGUGUCACGUCAUUAUGUCCAGCUGUUUUAUCGAAAACAAGAUUGUUAAAUGGAAACGCACCAUAGCAGGCAAUUGUCUAACCUAUUUUCUAUGCAAACUUUCUAAAUGUCGACAAGAAAAAUCACUGGACAAAUUACUGGAAACAUAGCUAGUGGUCCAACAAUUGAUAUUAAUGUGACUUUCUCCCCUGAACUUCCUAUCUAGGUGAUCAAAGAGCCUCCUCCACCGCCUCCUCCAGAGCCAGUAAGUCAGCCAUUAAAUCUCCUCUGAAAGUAUACACGCGCAUUAAAGGACUACACACACACACUCAGUCACACACAGGGUCUCAAUCAUAACACAGAACUAUUAGCGAACCAGAGAACGCAUCAUCAAGCUCAGUGGGGUCUAUACUCAAUAUGGAUGAAGUUCCAAGAAAAAGCAAAAGUAUUCAGAUGAAAAAUCAAGAAUAAGUGACAAAAAUGUUAAGUGAUGCAGUUAUGAGGCCUCUUCAGGGCAUUUCGAAGGCAUGAUGCCACAGAACUUGAUCCCAAAUAAUAAGUCUUUGUCACAUUUUCCAUAGAUGUGACACAGCUGGUCGUGAAACAGAGAGACAUUAUAUUCUAUGGAUCUCUGAUGCAUGAGUGGCCUAAAGCGCUCACUAAUUCCAAAUUUUACCCUCUUUCAAUUCUAUUUCCAUUUGGCGGAAUUCUUCUUUUAUUUUCUGUGAAGCUGUAUUGUUGGUGAAUGAAAAAAGCAUUCAUACAAGACAAGUGGGAUAAAUUGCUUUUUGGAGACGUUUACCAUCGUGGCCAAGAAUAUGGGAAAGAUGCAUUAUAUCGUAACACAUGAACACAUGCUUCCAUCUUUUCUCUCUGCCAGGAAUCAGAUGAUGAAGAUGGCAUGCCCAAGAAGAAGUGGCCCACCGUAGAUGCAUCCUACUAUGGAGGAAGAGGAGUCGGAGGAAUCAAAAGAAUGGAGGUGAGGCGGAUCUAAUCACCUCUUGACAUUACAGCAAUUUCAAUCUUCAUUCUCCAUAUUUCCUCACAAACACAUCAAAGUUGGAACUUUAUUCUUGACUCUACAUCACUGCCCAUGUGUAGUAUAUAGACCCCCUUCUACAGGUACUGUAGGUCAUAAAACCCAUCUGUGUUCCACUCCUACAGGUGCGCUGGGGAGGGAAAGGUUCAACGGAGGAGGGGGCUAAACUGGAGAUGCCCAAGAACGCCGUUGUGAAAAUGCCAGAGCAGGAGUUUGAGCCUUACGAGCCCAAGCCCAAGAAGGCCCACAACAGGAAGCCAGCCGCGGACAGGAAGUGGUACACACCUAUACAGGUAGAAACACCCUGCAUCUCUUUCCUUUCUUCCUUUAUUUUCUCAGACUAGUGUGUACACUCUCUUCCUCGUUACCAAUAAAUUUCUAAUAGGGUACUGUGUAGUAUGAAAUAACAUAUUGGCCAUACAUACUUACCAGUUUGCUAGCUAGAAUGCAUUUUUGACAGUAUUCACUGUAGUCAUUUCUCUGUCUCUUGUCUGCAGGGUAAACUGGAUGCCAUUUGGGCCCUGUUUCGCCGCGGUUAUGACCAGGUCUCUCUCAUGCGGCCGCAGCCAGGAGAACAUGUGAGUACUAAAGCUUAACACACCCUGGGAGCCAAGCCUUAGCCCAAUCCCUCAUCAGACAGUCCUUUCAUUCCCCCCCCAAAAAACGCCCCUGCAGUGGCCGACACCUCACCAGUGCCAUGAUUCAUGAUAAGGCAGAGUCCAACACCUGCUUCAAAUCAGCCGCUGCCAUAAAAGGGAAAUAAACCAGGACUGUGGACACACUCCAGGCAGAUCCUCUUAAUGCUUUCAAAAUCUCUACUUUCACAUGUUUUAACUUUGCCAUGCUGACCCUUUGUAUCAAAACGGAGAUUGGAGUUUGGCUUGGAGUUGGUUUUUGCUCUAGAUAUGCACUUUGGAGGGCUGGGCUAUCUGAGAGACUGUAUCCCAUAGAUAUUCUCUAAUUUCUUUCUUUUUAGAGUAGCAGCUAGCCUGCUGAAGUGGCACCUCUCCAGGUGCUAGUUAAAAUCAUGCGUUAUUUGCAGAAAAUCUUCAAUAGCCCUUUUUAACUGGAAUUCGACAUUUAAAGAGUAUUCCCUCGGCCAAAAAUAGGAACUGAGAAUACGUGAAGUACUGCCAGAUAAGCUCUCAACAACGACACAGGAAAUCAGCAAUCGACCUCAAAGAGGAACAAUGAUGAUUAGCAUCCUUCAAAUUUCAGAUUUCUCCCGGACAAAAAGAUGUCGAUACUUUGUUCAAAGGGUUUGACCCAGGAAAGCUUUUAAUGAUCACAACAUGCAAAAGGUUACGUGACGCAAAGCUUACUCCAGAGGAACUGUUUCGAUCCCUCUGUGUAAUGGCGUCGCCUACUCAAGUAAUUUGCGGUCGAUUACAAAGGAGCUGAAACAUUCAGAAGCAGUCCUGCUUGUACUGGUGUAAUAUUUGUUUGCAUUCAGGGAGGAAUGAAAACACAUACAAGGCAGACUAGCUAUUUUCUCUCCUUGUAAAGUGUUACCUGAGGAGACCCAUUAACCUGUCUCAUUGACUUUUCACCAUGUCUGUCCCCUGGGCCAUGCUUGCUGUUAACACAGCUCUUAUCACUCACACAGACACACACCCGCUCUCUCUUUCACUCUCUCACACACAGACACACACACACACAGGCCAUAUUGGUGUUCACAGAACAUUCACAGGCCUUGUGUGUUCCGUUGGACACAUUUGGCAAAGGUCAGAUCUGGAUUCCUGACAGACAUAUUUCAUUCUGUUGCUAUGUUGCAUUUUAUCACAGUGCAGAUUGCUAUGACGACGCCUGUAUCCUGAAUGGCACUAUUGAGAGAAGCCUUGGCUAAAAGCCUUUCCAGUACAAUUCCAUAAAACACGACUGAAUGCUCCUCAUAGCCACAGUAGAAAGGCUGAUCUAUCAAGCCUAGUUUCCUUUGAUUUCAUCGGUUCACAAUGGAUCUGCUAUGUCCCCUAGUCAAUGCAUCCUCUCUGAAUACAACUCAUGUAGCUAUUGAUCUAACUCCAUGACUACUGAAAAAAUUGAAAGGCAGCAUCUGUUGCUCUUCUCUCUCUCUCUUUAACCUCUCUCUCUCUCUCUCUCUCUCUCUCUCUCUCGUUCUCUCUUUAACCUCUCUCUCUCCCCUCUCUCUCUGUCUCUCUCUCUCUCUCUCUCGUUCUCUCUUUAACCUCUCUCUCUCUCUCUCUCUCUCUCUCUCGUUCUCUCUUUAACCUCUCUCUCUCCCCUCUCUCUCUUUCUCUCUCUCUCUGUCUCUCUCUCUCCCUCUCUGUCCUCUCUCUCCCUCCCCCCAACUUCCUCUUCAGCUCCACUGUGGGAUUCUCUGUGCUUUUUUAGGACACCCAGACACGCUCCCUGUUUGCUUAGUUUUGGUUGAGUGUGGUAUAGUUCAGUGUGUGUGUGUGCGCUUGCGUGUACUACAGGGUAUGAUUAUCUGUGCUUAGUCUGGUUUAGUCAUCUCCCUCUCUCUUUGUGCAGCCCUAGUCCUAAUUCACUGGCUCACACCGCUGCAUAGAACCUCAGCUAUGUGUCUCCAACUACUCUCCAACUUCUCAGAAUAUCAUGUGCUCGAGCAGAUCGACUCCUGAGGUUAAAUUAGAGGCUUUGAUUUACUGUCUCCCCUGACAGAGCGUUUGCAAUGCGAAGGACAUGAGGUUAAUAGCAAGCAGAGACGACCGCAAGAGUCGUCUCAACCAGUGAAAACUAUUCUGACGUAACGCGGACUAGUCUGUUUUAUGACCUCUGAGUUUUAAUGGUAGACAUUAGAAGAGGGAGGUUCGAAGGGGCAUCUUUGUCUUGCCUUUGUACUGUAAGUUCUGGUUCAAAGUCUCACACCAGAGUCUUCUAUUGGUUUUUAAAUCAAUCCAUGAUUGUGCACCCUAAUACGUCAGACAUGCUUUUAAGUUAUGUACCCAGUAGGUUCCUCAGGUCCUCUGGACCAAGAGGCAUGGAGAGGCAGCCUUUAGUUAUUAUGCCCCCAGCCUCUGGAACAGCCUGCCAAAGAACCUGAGGGGGGCCGAAACUGUGGAUAUAUUUAACCUCUACGGGAUCAGUGUCCCUUAUACAGGACGGCUGCUGCUCAAUAUGCGAUGUGACUAGAAUGGUGUUGUAAACAACAGCCAACUUUUCGGGACAUAGACAUGUCUUAUAUGGGCAAAAGGCUUAAAUUCUUGUUAAUCUAACUGCAGUGUCCGAUUUAUGGUAGCUAUUACAGCAGAAAAAUACCAUGCUAUUGUUUGAGGAUAGUGUACAACAGCAAAACACUUUUAUCACGGCAACUGGUUUGGUACAUUCACCUCUGAAGGUAAAUAAUGUACUUACAUUCAGUAAUCUUGCUCUGAUUUGUCAUCUUGAGGGUCCCAGAGAUAAAAUGUAGUGUAGUUUUGUUUGGGAAACCAAUUUUUAUAUUCAAAUGUAGGAACUGAGUUCUACAGUUUGAUCUCUUGCUCCACACCCACCCCGCCCGGCCAUCUAGAAGUGUGAAGGUUAGUGUCUUUUCUGUAGGGAAGCUAAUGAUCCAUCAUGCAUGACAUUCCUGGGAGUGUGCAAACUUAAAUUUUGUAUUACCAUAGCAUUUCUGUAUGUUCUCUAUAGUUAUGUACUUGAAAACCAAUUUGGCACAUUUAGGAAAACUCCUGGCAGACUUGAUUCAUGUCUGAUUCCAUGUCUGAAAUGUCCUGUAGAAAUAAAGCUCGAUUUGAUUUGACCACACUGCUUCAACGUUAUGCACUCGCUGGAAAGGUUGCUAAAAUGAACCUCUCUCAAAGGGUCUGCAGAGAAUGUAUGCACUGAGAAUGAAAUAAUAUUUGAUUCGAUUCCAUUAUCCUUCUCAUGCUCUCGUCCUGUUAUUGACUUGAAUGAAUGUCAGAGACAAGAGCUUGUUUACCAGAGGAUUUCUGUAUUUCUUUCUACUUGAUAUGUAAUUUACAAUGGAAUGUGUCCUCGGUUGUUUUCAGUGACGUCUUGCCAAUGCAGCCGCUCAAAGUGUGUUUGUGUGUGUGUUUGCAUAUGUUAAAUGCCUCUACAGUAUGACCUAGUAAGUCCAUGUCUGCCUAUCUGCGUGGGGAAUGGAAAAAGGAUCACUGGGUUGUUUGUCUGGUAAGGGCAUAAACUGAGUUAGGCCAUAUACCACGCGAGUGCACAGUAAGACGCCACUGUGGUGGUGGGGGUUCACACUAUGUAGGGAAGUAGUGGACGAGAAUAGGGAGGAAAAGUUUAUGCUACAAAAGGAACGCAUUGCUCUGAAUUGCCUCAACAAAUCAGAGCAACCCUCCCCUACCCCCCUCUGUCUCUACAUUUCUCUCUCUCAUUCUCCAUAUGGUGCUAUAAACAACAUGGGGUUAUUAGAAAGCAGCCACAGUUUCUUUGGUAACAGUACAUUGGGCUGGGAGGAGAGGGUAGAGGAGUCACAGCAGGGGCUGAUGGGUAAGACACCUGUGUACUGUACGUGGGAGGUGGGUUGGAUCAUGUGGGGGGGUACAAUGUAACCUGAGUUAUGUCUUUACUGUAGCUUAAUGGGGUUCUGUAUACCUCCUGACUUUUAGGACAUUGAUCACCAUGUAAUCUGAUGUUACGGUCUCUUUCCCCCAGGGUCGAUGCAUCAACUUCACCCGGGUGAAAGAUGAGGCAGCGGCAGCAGCAGCGAAGGCCCCUCCUCGGGCCCAUAGCCCCCCUGCUCCGGACUAUCGUCCCCUGAUCCGCCCCACUACACCGCCGCCAGCACAGGCCAGCCCGCCCCCGCGAGCACCGCCCGUCAGCCAGCUACCCCCGGGGCCACCCCCCUCCCGCACCCCCCCAGGGCCCCCCUGCCCCCCUCCCUCACGCCCCCCACCGUGCCCCAACAACAGACCAUGA